AUGAAAUCAAAUAUAAAUAAUAUUAUUUUGGAAUCACGAAAUAGAAUUGGUGCUAGAGCAUUUACUUACAUAACAACAUUUGGUGAAAAUAUUUCAAUUGAUAUUGAUGCUCAUUAUAUUUGUCAUCAUGAACGAGAAUAUAUUUUACGUAGUUAUUACAUUCCAUCCAAUGAGAAUUUUAUUGAAUCUGAUAAUUAUGAUACAUCAAACAUGAAAGUUUUUGAUGAAAAUGGAUUUAUUUUUUUCGAACGAAUUUAUUAA
Rotaria sp. Silwood1 is the source of this 261-nucleotide messenger RNA. Lineage: Eukaryota; Metazoa; Rotifera; Eurotatoria; Philodinida; Philodinidae. The record is from the annotation of a GenBank genome assembly.